Molecule: messenger RNA, 4973 nt
Organism: Leucoraja erinaceus (little skate)
Lineage: Eukaryota; Metazoa; Chordata; Chondrichthyes; Rajiformes; Rajidae
Product: galactosylgalactosylxylosylprotein 3-beta-glucuronosyltransferase 1-like
Exons: 7
Coding region: 2205-3227 (340 amino acids)
Biological process (GO): chondroitin sulfate proteoglycan biosynthetic process; carbohydrate metabolic process
Cellular component (GO): Golgi membrane
Molecular function (GO): galactosylgalactosylxylosylprotein 3-beta-glucuronosyltransferase activity
Source: RefSeq, a predicted model, not a curated record
GAAGCUCUCUUUCACCUGGAGGGGCUUCUGGGGUACUUGGAUGGAGAUGGAGGGACAAGUUAUAUCUCCUGCGGUUGCUGGGGUAAGAACAUGGGUAGUGGGCGAUUUGGAUGGGAAGGGAUGAGUGAACCAAGGGGCUGCAGAGGGAGUGGAAUCUAAGGAGAGCGGCUGGGGAUGGGGAUGGGUAAACAUGCACGAUUAUUGUGUUCGGGGACCUCAUAGCUAUUUUGAAGGUGAUCUAAGCACAUCAAAGCUGUACACUGCCAAAUAUCAGAAGGAACUGUAGAUCACUCAAGAAAUCAAAUCCCAAAUUUGUUCAGUAGAAGUGCCCACCAGACUGUUUCAACUCAAGUGGAGAAGAUUGAUGAGAGUGAAUAAAAACCUUCAAGAUUAUGAAGGAUUUUUUCCAACUUGAGUAGAGAAAUACUAUACCUUCAGUUACAGAAUCACCAAUAAGGGAUAAUUUAGAAUCAACACUAAAUUCAAAGCCAGAAUAACUCCUAUUACACUGUAAGUUAUUGGAGGUUGACCACUGCAGUACUGAGAAUGAUUGAAGCAGGGAAUGGAAAAGACAUAUGAAAUAACAGAAUAUAUUAGGACAGUUACAGGAAGGGGCAAAGUGAUUUGUUUCACAUAUUUUUCAUGAUGACACAAACAUAGCAUUGUAAGCAUUUCUUGAAAGCAUUUCCACUUCUAUGAAAUGGUGUUACCUAUGAGAGUUAAUGAGGGUCAUUUCAAUGUAACCGGGGAUCUGAAGUCAGUCUAGGUGCAAAGUCCCCCUGCCCAAAUCUUCCCUGUUUCUUCGGUAGACACAAAGUGCUGGAGUAACUCAACAGGUCAGGCAGCAUCGAUGGAGACAAAGAAUGGAUGACGUUUCGGGUCGGAACCCUUCUUCAGUCUGAAGGAAAACAAAACGUUUUCAAAAACAAAACAAAACCCCACCCUUUGAGUGAACAAGCUACCCCUCAGAUUCCUAUUAAAUCUUUUCCCCUUCACCGUAAACCUAUGUCCUCUGGUCCUCGAUUCAUCUCCUCUAGGCAAGAGACUCUGAUCUUUAUUUUCUAUUCUUCUAGGAGCUGUGUUCUCCCAUUCCUUUGUUUGGGGCCAUUCUAUUUCAACAGGUAUAAAUAGGUGAAGUCCAGUGGCCAGUGUUCCCACCCUGAUAGGUGGGAAGCCAGUGCAUGCUGGUGCUGCUCUAUUGCAUUUUAGGAUGCAGGGCAGCCAGAAGUGUAGGCACAAAGGAAGACCAUGCUACUGCUGGUCAGGCCUACACCAUCCCUCCACAAUGGGACCUCCACCAGAAAUGUGGGUUAGUACUGAUGCCGGGUUCUCAGAUGAAGUAGCUCAACAUCAUGCCUAAUGUGGCCAGAAAUGUUCCCUGCACUGGUUUAUGAGCUGUCAUCUGGUGCACUCCUACAGUAUAGUCUUGACAAUCUAUGUGCAGUGAAGUUAAAAUCAAAUUUGUUCCACUUGUUCAGAUAUGGGUGCACAUUGAAUUGUUAUUUAUAUGUAAAUGUGCACAUUGUAUUGGAAGAGCACAUUUUCCCGUGAAUACACUGCUUCCUUUGUGCGGCUUAUAUCCUGGUGCGAGUAUGUGAAGAGUGCAGCUACGAUAUGAGUUAAUUUAUUCUGGAUUAAGCAAAUGUGAUUAAAAAAAAUGAAAAACUGUUCCAGUUUCAAAGACUGCAAUUUGAAAACAAAAUUAAAUGAACAUCUUUGCUAAGCCCAAACCUAACUCUGCCACGACAUUUUGCAUCUCAAUCAGUGUUAACGUAAGAUAGGUAAUGAGGAAAUGCUUCUGGCUGUCAGCAUGUCUUUAGCAGUGCGGCUUUAAGAAGCCUCUGCACAGGCGUAACAGUCAUUUGCAGAGCUUGCUGUUGCAGCCUGCAGAAUUCUGCUUGCUCAGUAUUUCAGUCGUAAGAAGACAGGGCACACACUGCACAUCUUCCUGAUGAGCAGACCUGAAGAAACUUCUUCCAGUUAUUCUCUUUUUCUGGUUCUGUGGCCUUUACUGUACAGUAAUUGAAACUCGUGUGCAAUGGGUUUCUUCCCGAACUUUAUUCAUCUGGUUAGAAGGAUGCUGAUGAUUUGAUGACAGGACAGUACGGCAGUCUCACUGGUAAUUGAAUUGGGAGACAAAGUCAAAGAAGCGUUGAUAUAGAUGAAGAAAUGAGGCACCUUUCCAACUGUGAGUUCCCAACAAAAUGCCAAGACGAAGAAACCUUCUCACUGCAAUCCUCAUUGUUUUACCGUGGACCAUACUGCUGACUAUUUGGCAUCAGAACUCAAGAGAUUUUUAUUUUGCCGUUAAGAGAAAGGAGCCAGACAAUGGAACAAAAAGAGCACUCGUCAACAGUUCACAAAGCAAAGAAGAACAGGGUGUCUGUAUUCACCAUCAGGCAGCAAGCACUCAGACCUACAUCAAGCUGGAAUAUGUUUACACUAGGCCGCCCCAGUGGUCGCAGUCCUUGCCAACCAUUUACGUGGUAACACCAACCUACAUCAGACCUGUGCAGAAAGCAGAGCUGACCAGACUAGCUAAUACCUUCCUCCACAUACAGAACCUGCACUGGAUUGUUGUGGAGGACACGCCCCGGAGGACUGGUUUGGUUGCACUGCUACUGGAGAAGAGUGGACUGAAUUUCACUCAUUUGAACGUUCAAAGUCCAAAAAGUGUGAGGUUGGGCCUCACUAAAUCAUCAUCGCGUGCUCCAAGGGGGACCCUGCAGAGAAACCUGGGCCUCCGCUGGCUGAGAGACAGACUGAUCCCAAAUGAUUCAUCAGAGGGUGUUGUUUACUUUGCCGAUGAUGAUAACACCUACAGUUUGGAACUCUUUGAGGAGAUGCGAUUCACUAAAAAGGUAUCGGUAUGGCCUGUGGCUUUUGUCGGUGGGCUGCUGUACGAAUCUCCCAAAGUGAACACUGCGGGGAACGUCGUGGGUUGGAAAACUGUCUUUGAUCCAAAUCGACCUUUCGCUAUUGAUAUGGCGGGCUUUGCAAUCAACGUUAAACUGAUACUUGAGAAAUCUUCAGCCAACUUCCAGCUGUAUGGCGUGAAGGGUGGAUACCAGGAGACCAGCUUACUGCGCGAACUUGUAACUUUAAGAGAGCUGGAACCUAAAGCUUCAAACUGCACUAAAAUCCUAGUCUGGCACACUCGAACUGAGAAACCAGUUCUCAUUAAUGAAGGAAAGAAUGGAUUCACUGAUCCAAGAGUGGAAGUGUGAUCUUUACUGAGACUGAAGGCAUUUCCUGUAUCUCGUGAAGGUCUUCUGCAGAUUGGCCUAUCCCAUGACAAUGUUUCAGGUCAUACAAGUCUUCUGUAUGUGUAAGAAGGGACUGCAGACGCUGGUUUAAACCGAAGAUAGACACAAAAAGCUGGAGUAGCUCAGCGGGACAGGCAGCAUCUCUGGAGAGAAGGGAUGGGUGACGUUUCGGGAGAUGCUGCCUAUCACGCUGAGUUACUCCACCUCCAAGUCUUCUGUAUAUUUGAUUGAAAAUGUCCUACUAAAUCAUUACUGUACAGUGUGUUUUAAAUUAUUACUUGCUUCUAGCUGAUUAUUUUCACCACUCUCCCAGAUAAUCCACUUCUACAGAACUGGACUUGGAGAGUCACCAACAAGAGGAUAUAGCUACGAGAUAAGAGGCUAUCCGUUUAAAACGGAGGCGUAGAAGAAUUUCUUCUCAGGGGGUAGCGAAUCUCUGGAAUUUUUUCCCCAUGAGCGUGAAAAUGGCCAUAUCUUUAAAUAUAAUUAAAGUGGAGAUAGAUGCAUAUUUUGAAAUUAAGGGCUAUGUGGAACUGGGGCAGUAGUUGAGGCCAGUAGAUCAGUCAUGAUCAUAUUGAAUGGCAGAGCAGGCCUAAAGGUUUUGGUAGCUUACUCCUGCUCUUAUUUUCUUGUGGCCACAACUUUGACAAGAAUGGAUUUUUCUUCCAAAGAUCUUUCUAUUGAUGGAAUGAGCAUAUAACGUUAUUCUACAAAGGAGGGCAGGGAUUGCAAUUAGGUACCUGUUUAUACUUGAUUAAACAUAAAUCGUAAUCUAUUAAUAGGUGAACAAUCAACAUUCAGACUCGGCUGUAUUUUUUUAAACCCAGUUUCCUCUUUCAACAUAGAGUACAUUAUCUUGCUGCACAGUUGUGCCACAAGAGAGCUACAGGCAAAGCCAGCAUUUUAUUGAACAUCCCCAAUUGCCCUUCAGAAAGUGAUGGUCAGCCAUGUUGUUGAAACACAAUGUAGUGGCUGCAGCACAACUGAGUACCUCACUAUGCCUUUACAGAGGACAUCAAAAUGGGGGAAGUGUGGGGUCACACGUGGGCCACAACAGGUAAGGACAGUAGUGAACCAAAUGAAUUUUUACACAAAGUAGUUGAGCAAAUCAAAUUUUCAUAUUAUUAAUUAAAUAUAAAUUCGACAGCAGCUUUGGCGAGUUUGAAUUCAUAAAUCAGUUUACAUUUUGAUGUCCUUUGUAAACAGGCCUGAUCGCUAGUCUGGCAAUUUAACUACAGUGCUACUAUUACAUCAAUUGCAUUAGCACGAGGUCACUGCUGUUCCUUUUGGUCAAGAUUUGGCACAUUGCGAGAACUUGAACAAAAUAGAGGUCUUGUUUUAAUUUUAGUUUGCAGACUUUGAUGAAAUUUUUCAUUAACAGUAAGCAACUUGCAAUAAUUAUACAAUGAAGGGCACUGAAAUGUCAAAGGAAGGCUUAUUAAAAAGUCGGAUACUUUUGAUUUCCCUUUUAACAGUUGAAUGACUGCAGCCUCAUCCCUUGAAAUUGCUUGGCAACAUAGCGCCGCACUUAACAACACUAAAACAAUUGAACAGGAGAUUGCGAUCUCGGCAGGUUGUGUGGUAUUUUCACAGAACAUUAACUUGGUGAUAUUGGCAUGUUUGUUUGUUUCUGCACAGCAUAAAUCUAGGUCUAAGAGUUGUUGCCAAGACCAACAUGAUUGAUCAUUAAUACACACCCAUGAAAUU